Molecule: messenger RNA, 608 nt
Organism: Cylicostephanus goldi
Lineage: Eukaryota; Metazoa; Nematoda; Chromadorea; Rhabditida; Strongylidae
Source: the annotation of a GenBank genome assembly
AUGCUGUUUAAGAGGAAGAAGCUCAUGGCGUGGAAGAAAAUUAUCACCCUCGAUUAUUGCCCUUUCUAUACCGGAUUUGAGGAUGCCACAGCAAAGGUUGAGUCGGAUCGUUUUGAUUCCUUGGCAACUUUCCGUUUGCGAAAAGGUAGUAGCGGUACAGCAAUCAUGCUUCAUGAUGCUUCUACCAGGAAAGCCGCAUCUGCUAAGACUAUCAAAGAUGUGGAUAUUUCCGUUGUGAAGCAGAACAGAGACAUACUUGCAAAUUGCCUCUCUGAACAGCCUACGACUUGGGAGCAUUACCUGCUUGAAGAUAACCCCCAGUUCUAUAGAACAGGACAGUAUUUGAGAACUGGUGAUAUGACUGGAUAUGUAUUCCAGGAAAGACCGUUCUACCAUCAAUUUGACCCUGAUCAAGAAAGUGCUGAUGAUCCAGGCGAGGCGUAUUCAUUCAUUGAGAAGAACGCAGACAGGACUCUGUACACAUUCAAGAAGCCACCGAAGGGUACUACUCUUCCAAGACUUGCUCCUCUCAUACGUGUUCCACUUAACAAAUAUGCCAAUCCAAGGAAUAGAAGGGCUUCAGAUGUGCGUAGUAUUUUACACUAACA